UCCCCAGCAACACGAGUGUGACGAGGGAAAAAAAACCGUUAGAAAGUUUCUCACACUUGUGCCAGGCAGACAUCGUCAAUCAGAGCUCAAGAAUCUUAGUUGAAAUUUCGUAAAGUUUUAACUUGUUCUACUUCAGAAUUGUUUUCUUCUUACUUCAACACGAAGAAUCAAGUUCAUUUCCCAACAUUUUGAAGACUGCUUCCAAUUUAUCUUCCACAUAGCUGGGAUUUAUUCCUACUGAAUGUUUGUUUCUUCUAACGACAACAAGGAGAAUCAAGUACAUUUCCCACGGUAUUUGAAGACUGCUUCCAACUGAUCUUCCAUCUAGCUGGCAUUCGUUUUAUUUCCCGAUCAAAUUAGCAGAACAGUACUGACUACAGAGGGUCUGACCAACCCAAAGCAAAGAAGAACAUGGGUUUGAAAACGAAAGCAGAGGAAGAUGUUAUAUGUGAUGAACAUGCCCCUAAGAAAAGGAAGAUCAAUGAAAUGAUUGACUCUCUUCUGCUUGAAGUAGAAAACAAGAAUGUGGCUUACUUAAAGUAUUUUGUCGAACAAGACCAAACUGGCAACUUCCCGUUGAGUGAACAGUGGAGAUUGGUAUUCAUUCCUGCCCUAUCUGACACCACUAUUUCAGACCAGAUCUUUCAUAUCCUCAAGAAGAAGUACCCAGGCAUACUGCUUGUGAAAAAGGAAGAGUUGACAAAAAACCAAGAUUCUAUGAUUCUACCACGCAAGGCUGAUACAGAGCAGCUCAUUGAAGUACUGGAGCUGGUCGGCGCUGCGUGUGUUUUUUAUGGGAACCUUAGUGACAGAAAAUACGGCUGAAGCUACUGGUAUAAAGCCACGAAUUUGCGAGGAGGCAAUGCCAUUCCGAAGUCUACUCUUCCCCAAUCUGAAACCCAAAAGCUUGAUAUGAGGAAAAAACUUGAAUUCCAAACGGUUCAAGAACUGGAAGGAUUGCUUCGGCAGAGGCGAACGCACUGGGCGACUCAGGCCAUCUUCACUUGUCUACGUAUAUCGAAGAAGUGUGACUGCUAUCCGAAUAGAUUCAUCGUCUACAAUGUGUUCAAAUUCGCUCUUCAAGAAUGGGGGGAACGAAACUUGCCCCGUCGGCGCGCUUUCGCCACAUCCCUCCACAUUUUUGAGAUCUUUGGAGAAACAGAGUUUUUGGAUACUCUAGUAAAAAAUGAAACGAACUUGGAAGAUGUGGUCCAUUCAACGUUCACCGAAUUCUUCAACACCCUGAGGGACCCACAACGGAUUCCAACCGAACUGGCUACAGUAUUGACAUUCGACCACUUGAUGACUUCUCUGGUUUUCUCUUUCGUAUACCAGGUGAAAGUUCACGAUGACGCUCGAAAUGAUCAAAUCAAAACCAAAGAUUAUACGAUCAAAUCAAAAGCCGACAAGCUUGAAGAAAUUUCACAGCUGAUUCUUGUUAUUCUCAAACUGAUGGUGUCAAUUCCGAAAUCGAAGACUGAAAAGAAACAAUUGAAGAGGAAGCUAGCCAUCUACAUCAACAUUUUUGAACUGAAGCGGGUAUCACAAAAACCGAACCUCUUGCUUAGAGUAUGCACGUCGCACCAAGGAACACCCAACGAGUUCAAGCUGAUCAAGUUGUUGCUGAAAGCAGGAGCGGAUCCCAACGCUGUAGAUCAACAACGCUGCAGCCCUCUUCAUCUGCUGGCAAAAAGUGAACAUCUCUCCUCUCAUUCGUGGAGCGAUUUUUCUUACUCUACUCGUGCUGAAAACUUCACUGCCAUCGUUCGAGUUAUCUUUGAUGGAAGAUUCCAUCAAGAUCAAGUCAAUCUAAGUGGCCAAUCAGCAUUGGAGUGUCUAAAACCUCUUUCGAGCUAUCCUGAUGCUGAGUUAAGCCGACUGGUAGGCAAUUUCUCGCAGGGUGUUCGUCCGUUAUCUUGCCUCGCAGCGAAAGAAGUUCGAAGGAAUCAACUCCCCUGUGAAUGUUUACCUGUGACGCUUCAGUCUAUGGUUUUGCAGCACUAGUUCGUUUCGAGACUGCUGGAGCCUAGAAUUGUUUCCCUUUUUGGCAUCUACAUUUACCAUUCCGAAAUUUUUCGUAUUGUUUCUUGUCUUUCGUUUGCAUCGAAUAACAACCUUUGCUUGUGAAUAAAAAAACGAGUUAAUAACUUA
Daphnia pulicaria is the source of this 2151-nucleotide messenger RNA. RefSeq lists its product as uncharacterized. The record is from RefSeq and is a predicted model, not a curated record. The transcript has 4 exons. Bases 913 to 2004 code for a protein of 363 amino acids. Lineage: Eukaryota; Metazoa; Arthropoda; Branchiopoda; Diplostraca; Daphniidae.